GUCUCCCCGCAGCCCUGCCUCCCUCUCGCCUCCUGCUUCUCUUUUCACACACAGGACGCCCAGGAGCCCUCCGUCUCAGAGAUGCCGCCGCUGCUGCUGUCCCUGCUGUGGGCAGGGUCCCUGGCUCAGGGUUCGAGCUACUACUGGCUGCAAGUGCGGGAGUCCGUGACGGUGCAGGAGGGCCUGUGUGUCCGCGUGCCCUGCUCCUUCUACUAUCCCUGGAGCUACUGGGACGACUCUGUCCCAGCUUUUGGCUACUGGUUCCGGGAAGGGGCCAAUGAGAAGCUGGAUGCCCCAGUGGCCACAAACAACCCAGAUCGUAAAGUUCAGGAAGAGACCCAAGGCCGAUUCCACCUCCUAGGGGACCGUGGAGACAACAACUGCUCCCUGGACAUCAGAGACGCCAGGAGGAGGGAUGAAGGUUCAUACUUUUUUCGUGUGGAAAGAGGAAGUACACUAUGGAGUUAUAAGUCUAACCAGCUCUCCUUGCAUGUGACGGCCCUGACUCACACACCCCACAUCCUCAUUUCUGGGACCCUGGAGUCUGGCUGCCCCGGGAACCUGACCUGCUCUGUGCCCUGGGCCUGUGAGCAGGGCACGCCCCCCAUCUUCUCCUGGACGUCAGCUGCCCUCACCUCCCUGGGCCCGAGGACCCACCUCUCCUCAGUGCUCACCAUCACCCCACAGCCCCAGGACCACGGCACCAACCUCACCUGUCAGGUGAAGCUCCCCACAAGUGGUGUGAUCGUGGAGAGGACCAUCCAGCUCAAUGUCACAUGUGCUCCACAGAACCCAACAAGAGGUGUGUGCUUAGGGGAUGGCACAGGAAAAUCGGGGACCAAGGCAGGAGUGAUUGAGGGGGCCAUUGGGGGAGCUGGUGUCACCAUGUUGCUUGUUGUCUGCCUCUGCCUCGUCUUCUUCACAGUGAAGACCUACAGGAAGAAGGCAGCCAGGACUGCAGUGGGUGUGGAGGACGUCCACCCUGCCAUAGGGCCAACUUCCCUGCAUCACCAGCAGGAGUCCAAGUUAGAGGAUCCUCCUGACCCCACAAGCUCGGCAGGGGCCACCCCCACCUUGGGGAUGGAGCAGGAGCUGCAUUACGCCUCCCUCACCUUUCAUGGGGUGCAUCUUCAGGAGAGCACCCACUCAGAAUACGCGGAGAUCAGGACCAAGAAGACCCAGCCCCGUGAAGUCAUCUGGCUAAACACCUUCUUAUCCUUCAAAAGCGGCCCCACCCUGCAGGCUGGCCACUGGCCGCUGUGCGGCCGCGUCAAUCAGGUGUGGGAGGGACAGGCUGUGGACCGGGACCCGGGAGACACCUUUGGGCUGUACUCGCUGCUUAUGCUGCUAUUACCACCACCGCCGCUGCUGCUGUCCCUGCUGUGGGCAGGGUCCCUGGCUCAGGGUUCGAGCAACUACUGGCUGCAAGUGCAGGAGUCCGUGACGGUGCAGGAGGGCCUGUGUGUCCGCGUGCCCUGCUCCUUCUACUAUCCCCGGAGCUACUGGGACUACUCUGUCCCAGCUCACGGCUACUGGUUCCGGGAAGGUGCCAGUAUCUACCAGGAUCCUCCAGUGGCCACAAACAACCCAGAUCGUGAGGUGCUGACGGAGUCCCAGGGCCGAUUCCACCUCCUUGGAGACCCCCGGGCCUACAACUGCUCCCUGGACAUCAGAGAUGCACAGAGGGGAGACACGGGCACAUACUUCUUUAGGGUGGAGAGAGGGCCUGUUGUGAAAUAUAGUUACAAAGAGAACAUGAUCUUCCUGAAUGUAGCAGCUCUGACACAGACACCCGACAUCCGCGUCCAGGGGACCCUGGAAUCCGGCCGCCCCAGGAACAUCACCUGUGCAGUGCCCUGGGCCUGUGAGAGGGGGACACCCCACACCUUCUCCUGGAUCGGGGCUGCCCUCACUUCCCUGCACCCCAAGAGUCCCCAUUCCUCAGUGCUCACCCUCGCCCUGAGGCCCCAGGACCAUGGCACCAACCUCACCUGUCGAGUGACCUUCCCCGGAGCUGGCGUGAGCACCGAGAGGACCGUCAGGCUCAACGUGUCCUAUGCACCCCAGAAGCCGACCAUCAGGGUGUUCCGGAAAGAAGGCACAGGACCUGAAACUCUGGGCAAAAGCCUAUCUCUCCCAGUCCAGGAGGGCCAGUUCCUACGCCUGGACUGUGUCACCGACAGCAACCCUCCGGCCACGAUGAGCUGGACCCGGGGGAACCUGACCCUGAGCCCCUCAAAUUCCUCGACCCCUGGGGUCCUGGAGCUGCCCCGGGUGGAACUGGGGGACCAUGGGAAAUAUGUCUGCCGAGCUCAGCAUCCGCUGGGCUCCCAGGAAGCAUCUCUGAGCCUCGUUGUGAAAAACCCCCCGCAGCUGCUGGGACCCUCCUGCUCCCCGGAGGAUGAAGGUCUGCAUUGCAGCUGCUCCUCCCGAGCCCAGCCGGUCCCCUCCCUGCGCUGGCGGCUGGGGGAGGGGCUGCUGGAGGGGAAUUUCAGCAACGCCUCCUUCAAGGUCACCUCCAGCUCGGCUGGGCCCUGGGCCAACAGCUCCCUGAGCCUCAGCGAGGGGCUCAGCUCUGGCCUCAGACUCAGCUGCGAGGCCCUGAACGGCCACGGGAAACAGAGCGCCACUGUCCUGCUGCUUCCAGGGAGGCCAGCACCCAGGACCGGUGUGGUUUUGGGGGCCGUCGGGGGAUCUGGCGUCACAGCCCUGCUAGCUGUCUGCCUCUGCCUCAUCUUCUUCGUAGUGAAGAUCUACAGGAAGAAGUCAGCGGAGAAGGCAUCAAGCAGAGAUGGCGUCCGUCCAGCGUUGAGUUCCAUCUCUCUGGGUCACCUCAAUGAAUCCUGUUCAGACAGCCCCUCAGACUACCAGACCCCAGCUCCGGCCACCUCCACCUCAGGGAAGGAGCAGGAGCUCCAUUAUGCCACCCUCAAUUUCCACAGGCUGAGGACCCACAACUUUCAAGACCAGGACACCACUGAGUACUCAGAGAUCAAGAUCCAGAAAUAAUGCCCCCGCCCCCAACCCCAGAACCAGGCUGGAGCCCAGAAAAUGCAUCUCUGAAGAAAAUGUGUGCCAGGCACCGAUUCUUGAAGACUUGACUGCCCUCUGAGCCAGAGCUUAUAAAUGAGAAUGUGAAGCUCCUUGGAGUGGCUAAAGAUCACAGAGAGUCUUAGGUUCAAAUCCAGACCCUGGUAACCCUAAGGGUGUUAUAUCAGGCAAGUCACUUUACCUCUCUGUGCUUCAGUUUCCUUCUCUGUAAAAUGGGGAUAAUAUCCAUUAGGUAUAUUGUUAAGUGGGAAAAAUGCACUUUGGGAGUUGUUAACUACAUUGUUAUGUGUUAAGUUUACCUCAGGAUGGAGGGAGAUGUCAGCUUUUGGCUCUACCACACGUUUCUAUUUUGCCUGACUAUUUUUAAGAACAUGAAUUAUUUUUUGUUUGUUUGUUUUUCUGGGAGGGAGGAGAUAAAACAUGUAUUAUUUUUUUAAAGUAAAUCUAAAUUUACCUCUCUGGAUGGAGAAGAUAUUUCCCAAUACAUGUAUCUAACAAAGGACACCCAGAAUAUACAAUGAAUAUAUUUUUUUAAAUAAUAAAUAAUUUAAAAAUAAA
This is a messenger RNA of Balaenoptera musculus (blue whale), 3609 nucleotides long. Its product is annotated as sialic acid-binding Ig-like lectin 5. Gene Ontology annotation, biological process: cell adhesion. NCBI's taxonomy places the organism in Eukaryota, Metazoa, Chordata, Mammalia, Artiodactyla, Balaenopteridae. The transcript is spliced from 19 exons. The record is from RefSeq and is a predicted model, not a curated record. Gene Ontology annotation, molecular function: sialic acid binding. Gene Ontology annotation, cellular component: plasma membrane. Bases 82 to 3009 code for a protein of 975 amino acids.